CCGACCUUGGCAGUUUCGCUGGUUUCGUGUGAGGGCCGUUCAAAGCGAAGUGUGCAGUCUUUUAACGCCUCGGAAUAGAACUGCUCUGACUGACGGUUAUUGUACACGUUUUAACUGCUCGUCCGUUAUAUCAAAAGAUGUUUCCGGUUACAAACAUGGCAUUAAAGAUGCGAAGUCUUGUUCGACUUCAAGUGGUCAGCUGUAGCACUACUGCAGCGUCAAAGGAGCCAGUUAAAAAAGGACAAAUUGCGAAAAGGAUCCCAGCAUUCGUCAAAUUGGAAGCGGGCAAAACGUACUCCUGGUGUGCUUGUGGUCUCAGCAAGAAGCAGCCAUUCUGCGAUGGGGCCCACAAGGGCAAGGAGCAUGGUAUUGGGCCGGUGCGUUUUACCGUUGAGGAGAGCAAGAAGUAUCUCCUCUGUAGAUGCAAGCAAACCAACAACAGGCCAUUUUGUGACCUGACGCACGUCAAAACUUUUAUUCCAGAGCCUGUUCGUGCGGCCUUGAAGAUUAAACUUUAGUUAGUGCCUCGACUUACGACCACAUAGAAGAACGUAUUCAUAGUGCUUAUAGGUAGCUUUUGUAAAAAAGCUUCAAUAAAGGUUCUUUGCAUUAUUUUUUUUGAA
Molecule: messenger RNA, 623 nt
Organism: Rhipicephalus microplus (southern cattle tick)
Lineage: Eukaryota; Metazoa; Arthropoda; Arachnida; Ixodida; Ixodidae
Cellular component (GO): mitochondrion
Molecular function (GO): 2 iron, 2 sulfur cluster binding
Source: RefSeq, a predicted model, not a curated record